Molecule: messenger RNA, 1454 nt
Organism: Morus notabilis
Lineage: Eukaryota; Viridiplantae; Streptophyta; Magnoliopsida; Rosales; Moraceae
Exons: 7
Coding region: 159-1037 (292 amino acids)
Source: RefSeq, a predicted model, not a curated record
AAAACGACUGGUAGUUACAAGUGCGCUUUCUCCAAUUUUCAUGACCACCCUAACUUUCUUCCAAAAUCAUCAAAUAGCCAAAACUUCUCACUGCAAUCCCCCGAUUUUGGACCCAUCUCUUUCCUAAUCGAAACUUACCCAGUUGUUAGCUCGAAGAAAUGUUGUUGGGCCAUACGGACGGUCUAUCAGAGCUUAGGUUAUCAUCACAGAAUCAGCUACUUGCUGAUCCGGAAUCCGAUGAUGACACUGCAGACAGUUCCGAGCCGAUUCUAUACUCGGCUUCCUUUGAUGAGCUUGGAGAAAACAUUAUUCAGUAUGAAACUGUUAUAUGGCUCUCUAUAUCGCUGUUGCUGGUUUUAGCGUGGGGUGUAGGGAUCAUCAUGCUACUUUAUCUUCCCAUCCGGAGAUACAUUCUUCGGAAGGAUAUUUCCUCGCGCAAAUUAUAUGUUACACCUAGCGAGAUAGUUUACAAGGUUUCGAGGCCAUCAUUCAUACCCUUUUUGGGCAUCACAACAAUUGAGAAGCACAUACCCCUUUCUCUGGUGAUUGAUAUCAUCAUUGAACAAGGAUGCUUGCAGUCAAUUUAUGGAAUACACACCUUUAGAGUUGAAAGUAUAGCGCAUGGAAAAGCCGCGCCUAUAGAUGAACUACAGAUUCAAGGCGUUUCUGAUCCUAGUAUUCUGAGGAAGGUCAUCAUAACAGAAGCUUCGAAGAUUAUGCUUGAUGUUGGUAAAAGUUGGAGGCCUACUGCUCUAGCCGCUGAAGGGGAAACUGGUGUUCGUGUGGGAUCAUUGACCGAGGGACCAGCUAUUUUGAGAUCACCAGUCAAAAGCGUGAAGAUGACAGCUUCACCACGCUACUCUCCAAUGGACCGCAGAGGCAUAGUUCCUGGAGAUUUACUCAUUCAUAAACUUGAAGAAGUAAAUAAAUCUGUAAAGAAACUCGAGUUUCUUAUCGAGAAGUCAAAUACUCCUUUUCAAGCAGCGGAAGCAAAAUCAGAUCCGAUCCACGCUGAAGAUGCAGGUGUCAGUCAAUGAUGAAGAAGAUAGAAGAUAGGCAGUACACUUGAUAUUUGAUUUCAAGCUGCUGCUUUUAAUAGGUUUUUUUUUUUUUUUUUUACUGUAGGGACGUUGGUUUUCAUGGAUUUUUGCCAGAGUUGAUAUGAAUUUUGAUAAUAGAGGGAUGGUGUAAUUAAUUGGUCUACUUGCUGCUUGGCGUUUGCAAGAGGAAUCCCUUAUCACAUGGGAGUCUCAGCAGUGUCGAGCGUUGUAUUUGAGUGCAUACUCCGUGCCCAGCAAAGCUUCUCUGAACCUUAGUCCUGCAUAGUUUUCUAGUCUAUGAUUUUUUUUCCAUUUUUUUUUUCCAAAGGUCAGAAAUACUGUUAAGCAGUUGUCAAGAUUUUGAUUUGUUGGUUUAUCAAAGGCUAUUUACAAAAAUACCAUAGCACCUGGUCU